This is a messenger RNA of Colletotrichum navitas, 1948 nucleotides long. RefSeq names its product cytochrome P450. Gene Ontology annotation, molecular function: heme binding; oxidoreductase activity, acting on paired donors, with incorporation or reduction of molecular oxygen; monooxygenase activity. The record is from RefSeq and is a predicted model, not a curated record. The coding region runs from base 184 to 1788 and encodes 534 amino acids. Lineage: Eukaryota; Fungi; Ascomycota; Sordariomycetes; Glomerellales; Glomerellaceae. The transcript is spliced from 5 exons.
UCCUCUGCUCUCUCCAGUUUCCUCCUUCUCGCCAUUCCUCACCAUUUGACGACACUCUUCCCACCCUGCCCAAAGAGUGCAGAGUGAGUUACUUUGGAAUACGAUCUGCACAUCAAUCCGAUUCGACCGACGCAAAGAAGAAGGAGAAGAACUGGAAGAGGAAGAAGACAAAUACAAGUCACCAUGGCGCCGGCGGCGAAUCACUUGUGGCUCUGGCUGGGCCUCGCGGCCGUGGGAGGCGUGAUAUACGUUGCAGGCAUUGUGGUCUACCGCCUCUUCUUCCACCCGCUGGCCAAGUACCCGGGUCCGCUGGUCGCCAAAAUCACCGACGGCUACCAGCUCUACCACGCCUGGAACGGCGACCGCCAUCUGGACUUUUACAAGCUUCACAACAAAUACGGCAAGAUCGUCCGCUUCGGCCCCAACUCGCUCUCCUUCAACUCGGCCGCCUCGCUCAAGGACAUCUACGGCUUCCGCACCAACGUCCGCAAGGCCGAGUUCUACAACGCCUUUGUCCACCCGGCCCCCAACACCCACAACGCCCGCGACAAGGACGUCCACGCCCGCAAGCGCCGCGUCCUCGCCCACGGCUUCUCCGACAGCGCCAUGAAGGAGAUGGAGCGCUACAUCCUCGCCAACGUGCGCUGCUUCACCGCCGAGAUGGGCCGCGCCGACGGCGCCGCCGCCGCCGCCGACUCCAAGGGCUGGUCCGCCCCCAAGAACAUGACCGACUGGUGCAACUACCUCGCCAUGGACAUCCUCGGCGACCUCUCCUUCGGCAAGGCCUUCCACAUGCUCGAGGCCCCCGACAACCGCUUCGCCCUCGACCUGAUCGCCGCCGCCACCAAGAGGCAUCUUCUGUGCGGCACCAUGCCCAUCGUCGACAAGCUCAAGCUCGACAGGCUCCUGUUCCCGACCAUCGCGGCCGGCCGCGCGCGGUACAUGGCCUACAGCAAGGCCCAGCUGACGGAGCGCACCAAGCUGGGCGAGGACACGGACCGCCGCGACUUCUUCUACUACCUCCUCAAGGCCCGCGACCCGGAGACGGGGCUGGGCUUCUCCGUCCCCGAGCUCUGGGGCGAGUCGAACCUGCUCAUCAUCGCCGGCGCCGACACGACGUCGACCGCCAUGGCGGCCACCUUCUUCUACCUCGUCCGCAACCCCGACGCGCUCGCCAAGGCGACGGCCGAGGUCCGCGGCAAGUUCUCCGACGUCGAGGACAUCCGCCAGGGCGCGGCGCUCAACUCGUGCGCCUACCUCCGCGCCUGCAUCGACGAGGCCAUGCGCCUGUCGCCCUCGGUCGGCGGCCUGCUCCCGCGCGAGGUGCUGGCGGGCGGCGCGACCAUCGACGGCGCCCGCGUGCCCGCCGGCACCGUCGUCGGCACGCCGCACUACGCGAUCCACCACAACGAGGACUACUUCCCGAACGCGUACGCGUACGUCCCGGAGCGAUGGAUCGUCGGCGCGAGCAACCCCGCCACGGCGGCGGCGACGACGACGACGACGACGACGGAGGAGGACGUGGCGCGGGCGCAGAGCGCCUUCUGCCCCUUCAGCGUCGGGGCGCGGGGGUGCAUCGGCAAGGGGCUGGCGUACGCCGAGAUGUCGACGACGAUCGCGCGGACGCUGUUCCUGUACGACGCGCGCAGGGCCGUCGGCGUCGUCGACCCGGCCGAGGGGCGGCCGGAGCUGCCCGAGGGGCGGAGGCGGGCGUCGGAGAUGCAGCUGUUUGACACGUUUACGAGCAUGAAGGACGGGCCGAUGGUCGAGUUCCGGGCGAGGUCGUGAGUUUGUUUUGGGGGAGUUAUUCUGGUCUUUUCUUUUUCUUUUUUUACUCUUUCUUUUCCCUUUUGGUUCAUGAAUGAAAGGGAUCGAGAUGAUGGAAAAGAAUGCGAUUGAGAAUGGCCCUCCCCCCAAAGAUCCCGACAGGAUGAGACUAGGUUAGGUU